Molecule: messenger RNA, 2103 nt
Organism: Heteronotia binoei (common prickly gecko)
Lineage: Eukaryota; Metazoa; Chordata; Lepidosauria; Squamata; Gekkonidae
Gene: BCL7A
Product: BAF chromatin remodeling complex subunit BCL7A
Exons: 6
Coding region: 43-678 (211 amino acids)
Source: RefSeq, a predicted model, not a curated record
CUCCCUCCCUCCCUCCCUCCCCUCAGCCGCAGCAGCAGCAGCAUGUCGGGCCGGUCGGUGCGGGCCGAGACCCGCAGCCGCGCCAAGGAUGAUAUCAAGCGGGUGAUGGCCGCCAUCGAGAAAGUGCGCAAAUGGGAGAAGAAAUGGGUAACAGUCGGUGACACCUCCCUGAGGAUUUACAAAUGGGUACCAGUAACGGAGCCAAAAGUAGAUGAUAAAACUAAGAAUAAGAAAAAGGGCAAAGAUGAAAAGUGUGGUUCUGAGGUCACUACUCCAGAGAACAGCUCCUCUCCUGGAAUGAUGGAUAUGCACGAUGACAACAGCAACCAGAGUUCAAUAGCUGAUGCUUCUCCAAUAAAGCAAGAGAACAGCAGCACUUCAAGUCCCACGCCGGAGCAGAACUCGACAGGACAAGCAGAUGGUCCUGAAACAAAGUCAGAUGACGCUCAGGCGGAAGCGAAAGAAGAGCCUGGUUCAGAAGAUGCAUCCGAUGAACAGAAUUCACAAUCUUCAUUGGAAAAUUCCAUGAAUAGUUCAGAGAAAGUGGAAACUCAGCCGCUGGCAGAAAACGACGUCGCCACAGAGACAUCUAAAAACUCUCAGGACUCUGAAGGAGUUCCACCUUCUAAAAAGAUGAAAGUAGAGGCUCCCUCUCAACAAAACGUUGAUGAAAUAUAAACUCUAGAUUUCCCCCCCUGGCCAGUUUUUACAUAAAGUACAUCAGUGGGCUAAAUUAUAGAACAACCAUACUUAAGUAUCUUGUCUUGGAGGAAGACAGGACUCCAAUAAACUUUUCAAGUUACCAAGCAAAAAUCCAAGAAAACCAAGCAAAAGGCUUCAGACACUGAACUUUCUUUCCUGUGAAAUGAAAUGUUAAGAUUUUUAAUUUACUGUCUCUGAAAUGGUUGGAGUGAACAACUCAGGAGGGGUCUACGCACUGUUUCUAACGUCAGAAUUACAAUUAUGUUGCUGCUGUAUUUUUUUUUCCAUUUUUCUAUUUAACAUUAUAAGAUAUUUAAGGAUGGUACAGGUCAGGUAUUAUCUAUUCAUGUGAAGUUCAUUGUUCUGGUUUGGUGUCUGCUUUCUUUUCUUUCUUUCACUCUCUCUUUCUCUCUCUCCUCUUUUUUUUGUGUGUGCCUUGUGUUCCAAAAUAAGCCAGUGCUCAUUUUUAAAAUGUGGGUUCCCCCCCCUUCCCCCUCAUCUCUUGCAAAGUGGCCUAUGUUUCUACAAUGCCAUAUAGGAAGCUUUAGGUAUUUUUUCCUUCAAUUUUUAUAUCCUGGUGCUUACUGUUCUAACACGGAGAUAUUGUAAGAAGAAAUCAGGAGGACAUUUUCACUCUUGCAGUUUAGAGACAAACCAUGUGGUUUACCCAGCGAAGAUUUUUUUUAAGUACAGCAUUUGAGCCACUGUAAAACUUAAUACAUGUCCCUGCAGGCAUGUAUGGGGACUUGGCAUAAAUACAGCUUGUCCAGGAGGCUUUCCUGGUGGGUUUCCAUCCUCUAGCUGUGUAACAGUCUCUUGAAACAAACUGGUCUAUUCAAAUGAAUGUGUUUUGCUGUUUACUUAAAUUAGCACUGAUUUGGGUAAGUAUUGAAGCAAAUUAUGAAUUUUAAGAACUGGCUCUGAAUCGCAGUUUAUGAACCUUGCAAAGAUUCCUCUAUAAAUACAGGUUUGCACAAUAUACAUAAUCUGUAAACUGAUUUUUUUCCUUCCCUCUCGAAUUGUGUAUCUUCUUGAAAAACGUGGGUGACGACUGAUUAAACGGCAAUCAGUGUGGACAAUUAGCACCCAUGUUUGAUUCGAUUUUUCUCUUUUUUUUUUUUACAAAAAAAAAUGCGUUGGCUGAUCUAUGAAAUAGACAAAUAUAUUUUUGAAAUUUAAGAAAGAAAAUUGUAAUUAUGUAGUUUUAAUCGAUCAGCACUGUCCAUCACUCUGAAGCCACUGUUGAUACGUCGUCGCACCCUGGUAGUUCACGUCCGUAGAUGCAGCUUUGUGGUUCUGUGUUCUUGUGUUUUUUACCGAUUUCCAAGGGAGUAGACAAGUGUUUUGAUUUUAAAGCUGAACCCUGUACUUAAUAAAUAAAAAAAAAGAAUAUAAAUAGCA